Tribolium madens (black flour beetle) is the source of this 296-nucleotide messenger RNA. Its product is annotated as serine protease 48-like. Gene Ontology annotation, biological process: proteolysis. Gene Ontology annotation, molecular function: serine-type endopeptidase activity. The transcript is spliced from 2 exons. The record is from RefSeq and is a predicted model, not a curated record. NCBI's taxonomy places the organism in Eukaryota, Metazoa, Arthropoda, Insecta, Coleoptera, Tenebrionidae. The coding region runs from base 42 to 296 and encodes 84 amino acids.
CCAGACUUUGGUCGUGUCACAGAAUCCAAACAAUUCCUAAAAUGAAACCAUUUGGGUUGGUUAUUUUUCUUACAGCAUCCGUUUGUGCUGACCCGCCUUAUGACAAUGACAACAGUUCGCUACCUGACGAUAGGAUUAUCGGUGGUAAACCUACGAAAAUAACUAAAUUCCCUUAUCAAGUAUCUCUCCACAACAACGGAAAGUUCUUGUGUGGGGGAUCCAUAAUCACUAGAAAAUUUGUUCUCACCGCUGCUCAUUGCACCAAUCACGAUGGGUUAGUGAAGGUUUCAAUUUAA